AUGCAGCUGGAGCGUUCCCUCGAGUUCCAGGUUGUCAGCAGCCCGCUCGGCUUCAAAGUUCGCCUCUACCCCAAGCAGGAUGGCUUGGUGAAGGCAGAGGAUAAGAUGGGGGCGUCGGAGGCCAACGCGGCCGUCGGCGGUUGCAACGACGGCCACGGCAGGACAGGCAAAGAAGAGCCGGCGAGCCUGUCUCUGCUUUGCCCUUCCAGGAACUUCCGCAUCGAGUUACCGCAGGCUCUUGCCUCAGUUCUGAAUGCGCUCCGGCAGCUUUGUCCCGAUGCCUCGCUUGGGUCAUACACUCAGGCUGGAGAUCGGGUUUGCGUGCUGGUGCGACUGGCUUUGGGCAGCCAGGGCCUUCGCAGAUCUAAGGUUGUGUGA
This is a messenger RNA of Symbiodinium necroappetens, 378 nucleotides long. The record is from the annotation of a GenBank genome assembly. NCBI's taxonomy places the organism in Eukaryota, Dinophyceae, Suessiales, Symbiodiniaceae.